Molecule: messenger RNA, 1098 nt
Organism: Mercurialis annua (annual mercury)
Lineage: Eukaryota; Viridiplantae; Streptophyta; Magnoliopsida; Malpighiales; Euphorbiaceae
Exons: 5
Coding region: 67-903 (278 amino acids)
Source: RefSeq, a predicted model, not a curated record
CGGUUUGGUUUCUAAAAGACCGUCCUACACCUACUCCAGGAAACAGAGAGUGAAAAUUGAAUUGUAAUGGCGAAUAGCAGUGACGUUGGCGGUGACAGUGGGUCGGAAAUGGUAGUAAUGAUGCAAAUAGGAUCAUACGGAGAAAAAGUUAGGAUAUUGAGAGACGAUGAAGACGAAUCUCUCUCCGGCGCUUCCGAGGAAAUAAUGUUACUGUGGGGAAUACAGCAGCCCACACAUUCCAUUCCAAACUCAUUCGUCGCUCAAUCCUCUCUUCAACUUUCCAUUGAUGCUUGUGGUCACUCUCUCUCCAUUCUUCAGUCCCCUUCUUCUUUGGGUAAACCUGGAGUGACUGGUUCAGUGAUGUGGGAUAGCGGGGUCGUAUUGGGGAAGUUCUUGGAGCAUGCUGUGGACUCCAAGAUGCUUAUGUUUCAAGGGAAGAAGGUUGUUGAAUUGGGUGCUGGAUGUGGAUUGGUAGGCUGCAUUGCAGCGCUUUUGGGUGCUCAAGUUACACUUACCGAUCUGCCUGAUAGACUGAGGCUACUGAAAAAGAACAUCGAAACCAAUCUGAGACAUGGAGAUGUUCGGGGAUCAGCAAUUGUGAAAGAGCUCAUAUGGGGAGAUGAACCUGACUUGGAUUUGGUUGAACCUUUUCCGGAUUACAUUGUUGGGUCAGAUGUGGUCUACAGUGAAGGAGCUGUGGCGGAUUUGUUGGACACAUUAAUGCAUUUAAGUGGAUCCCAAACAACAAUAUUCUUGGCCGGAGAGCUUCGAAAUGAUUCUAUCCUUGAGUAUUUCUUAGAGGCUGCGAUGAAGGAUUUUGUGAUUGGCCGAGUAGAGCAGUCGCAAUGGCAUCCUGAUUAUUGCAGCAACCGAGUAGUGUUGUAUGUUUUGAUAAAGAAGUGAUUUUACAGUGUAAUGAAAGUCCCCAGUCUAAGGAUUAGUCCGGAUGUGAAAGGUUUAAAAGUGUCGUCGGACACCUCUUGUAUGCCGUAUUCAAAAAAUUCAGUCCAGAACUUGUUAAUGUACAUUUCAACGAUAAAUCCGUUGGAUAAGAAUUUUAGUAGCUGCAUGCUAGUAAGAGGUUCAUAAAUUUCUCAA